Molecule: messenger RNA, 3507 nt
Organism: Heterobasidion irregulare TC 32-1
Lineage: Eukaryota; Fungi; Basidiomycota; Agaricomycetes; Russulales; Bondarzewiaceae
Exons: 16
Coding region: 33-3284 (1083 amino acids)
Biological process (GO): protein import into nucleus
Cellular component (GO): nucleus; cytoplasm
Molecular function (GO): nuclear import signal receptor activity; small GTPase binding
Source: RefSeq, a predicted model, not a curated record
CACCUUCCUCUCUUUUUUCACGACCAGCAGUCAUGGACCCCAAUUUCGUGCAAGGGCUUCACAACCUCCUUCUCCAGUCGACUGCCAAUGACACUGUUCAGCUCAAAGCCGCAACUUCUCAGCUGAACAAAGAGUUCUACAAAAAUCCAGCAUGUAUCCCAGCCCUCGCUAGUAUCAUCGCCAGUUCUCCCGAAGUGCCAGUGCGCCAACUUGGCGCUGUCGAGAUGCGAAAGCGCGUCACGCAAAACAGUGGCGAUCUUUGGACGCAGGUGCCUCAGGCGGACCGUGAACAGAUCAAGUCUAAACUUCCCGAGCUCAUUGUUGCCGAGCCAAAUAAGCUCGUCCGCCAUUCCACUGCGCGAGUGAUCGCUGCCAUCGCCUCUGUUGAGAUUCCUCUCGGCACAUGGCCUCAGCUGCUACCCUUCCUCCAUCAGACCGCUGUUUCGCCCACCGUCGAGCAUCGCGAAGUUGGCGUGUACAUCUUGUUUACCGUUCUCGAGAAUAUUGUCGAGGGAUUCCAGGAGCAUCUCCAAAGUUUCUUCAAAUUGUUCGAAACUCUCCUCCAGGAUCCUGAGAGUGCUGAAGUCAGAAUCACAACCGUGAGGGCAUUGGGGACAAUCGCGCAGUAUAUCGAUGCCGACGAUAAAGACGAUAUCAAAUCGUUCCAACUGCUUCUUCCGGCUAUGAUCCAAGUCCUUGCAGGAACUUUGGAGACAGAUGACGAGGCCGGUGCGCGUCAGCUCUUCGACGUCUUCGAGACGCUCCUUAUCCUCGAAAUUCCGCUUCUCAGCCACCAUAUCCCACAGCUCGUACAGUUCCUUCUUGCCUGCGGGAGCAACCGCAAUCUCAAUGAGGAGCUUCGCGUUCUUGCCCUCAACGCGCUCAACUGGACUGUCCAGUAUAAAAAAUCGAAGAUUCAGAGCAACAGCCUUGCUGCUCCAAUUCUGGAGGGUCUUAUGCCUAUCACUACAGAGGAUGAGCCUGAAGACAUUGACGACGACGCACCCGCCCGCUCUGCUCUGCGCAUUAUCGAUGCCCUUGCGACGUCUCUCCCACCUACCCAAGUGUUCCCUCCUCUUCGCGCCCUCAUCCAGCAGUACUUCACCUCUCCUGAUGGCAAUCAUCGUCGCGGUGCUAUGCUCUGCCUCGGAGUUUCAGUCGAAGGCUGCAGCGAAUUCAUGACCCCCCUUAUGGUCCACGUUUGGCCUGUCAUUGAAGCGGGUCUUCAAGAUCCCGAUGCGGGUGUCCGGAAAGCGACUUGUGUCGCCGUUAGCUGCUUGUGCGAGUGGCUAGAGGACGACUGCGUCGCAAAACACGCUGUCCUUGUACCUGCGAUAAUGACCCUUGUCGCAGACCCUGUCACCCAACGUUCGGCAUGUACAGCGCUUGAUGCUCUUCUCGAGAUCCUGCACGACGUCAUCGAGCAGUAUCUUCAUCUUAUCAUGGAACGCUUGUCAGGUCUCUUGGAGACUGCCCCCGUCUCAGUCAAGGCCGUUGUCACUGGUGCUAUCGGCAGCGCUGCACAUGCUUCGAAGGAGAAAUUCCUUCCUUACUUCAGCCCAACCAUGGACCGCCUUCAGCACUUCCUCGUGCUCACUGGCGAGGGUGAGGAGACGGAACUUCGUGGUAUCACCAUGGAUGCUGUCGGCACAUUCGCCGAGGCCGUUGGCAAGGAUGUCUUCAGACCGUACUUCAAUGACAUGAUGAAGCAGGCGUUUCAAGGCAUCGAGAUGGGCAGCUCUAGGCUGCGCGAAUGUAGUUUCUUAUUCUUCGGUGUCAUGGCUCGUGUAUUCGGCGAAGAGUUUGCCCCCUCGUUGGCUGCUGUCGUUCCUCCUCUCUUGGCAAGCUGCAAGCAGGAAGAAAGUGGUCAGGAGAGUGGUUCUCUGGACGGUUUGGACGCAUCCGCCUUUGCAUCCGGCUCAUCGCCUUCUGAUGCCAUCACCAUCAUCGAUGGGUCGAACGCGGACGUCAAUGGGGAAAUCGAAGUUGAAGAUAUCGACCUUGACAAGAUGCUCGAUGUCAACAGCGCGAUCGCCGUUGAGAAGGAAAUCGCUGCUGAUACCAUCGGUACCCUGUUUGCUGCGACAAAGACCAGCUUCCUGCCAUAUGUUGAACAGUGCACCCUCGAGCUGGUCGGUUUACUACCUCACUACUACGAGGGGAUCAGGAAGUCUGCGACCGACUCGCUCUUGGAGAUCGUCCGCACCUUCUACGAGUUGAGCAACCCUCCGGAGUGGCAACCUGGUGCCACUGUGGCCGCUCCUUUGCAGCAACAUGUUAGGGAGCUCAUUGGGCACAGUCUUCCCCCUCUUCUCGACAUGUACGAGUCGGAAGAUAAUAAGGGCGUUGUUGCUGCCCUUUGUAUUGGCCUCGCAGAGACCAUCAACAAAGUAGGGCCUGCAUUCCUGGAUGGCCAUUACGAUCAAAUAUGCUCCAUCGCCGUCCAAAUUCUCGAACAGAAGGCUAUCUGCCAACAAGACCCUGACCAAGACGCAGAUGAGGAAGCACCUGAAGACCAGGCUGAGUACGACUCAGUCUUGAUCUCGUCUGCUGGCGACCUCGUUGCGGCGAUGGCCAACGCUCUGGGCGCUGAUUUCACGACUGCAUUCGCGUCGUUCUUCCCUCUUAUUUCUAAGUACUAUAAAAAAAGUCGGUCCCUCAGUGACCGUUCCGCAGCCAUCGGGUGCCUAGCCGAGAUCAUCUCCGGCAUGAGAGGCGCUAUCACGCCGUCUACAGAACCCUUGCUAGAAUUAUUCUACCGCGCUCUUAGCGACCCUGAUGCUGAAGUGCAGAGCAAUGCUGCCUUCGCGUCUGGAUUGCUAGUUGAGUACUCCGAGCAAGAUUUAUCUCCUCAAUAUCUUCCUCUUCUCGGUGCCCUUCGACCGCUGUUCGAUGUACCAGCAGAUGCAAACUCUGCAAAGCUCAAUGCUCGUGACAACGCAGCUGGUGCUGUCGCUCGUUUCAUCCUGCGCAACAGUGCCGCUGUCCCUGUCGACCAAGUCCUUCCCAUCCUGAUCGGCGCACUUCCGCUCAAGAACGAUUAUUUGGAGAAUCGUCCCAUCUUCCGCGCCAUCUUCUACCUGUUCGGUGCAAGUCCUCAGUUGUUGCAUGCGUACAUCGAUGCCCUGCUCCUGGUGUUCGCUCAUGUGUUGGACCCCAACGGGCCUGACCAGGUCGGUGACGAGAUCAGGGCCGAUUUGAUCCAGCUCAUUGGGGCAUUGAACAACGAAAACCCAGGCAAGGUGCAGGCAGCGGGGCUGGCGCCUUUCGUCCCUGGGGCCUAAGUUACUUAUUCUCGUCUUCACGCUCUCCGAUAUAUGUCUCGUUAGCACCACUGUUCGUUUCUUUUUCCACUUCUUUCCUUGCACUACCGGAUGACCUUUACGAUAUCCUAGUCUUCGCCGCUGUGUUCCACCUCCCGUAUCCCUGUGUUUGUUUUUUCUGUGCUGAGGUAUAGAAGCAUCAUGUGAUGUUGAAUGUAAUCAUGUGACGACAUGUUGACGCGUU